GGACGCGGAUGUGUAAAUUAGAGGAGCUCAAUGUUCGUCUUUUGAUUCGUAUUCUUUCGAGGUGUGUGACCCUAAUGAUAUCAUAUUCCACCAACGUUACGUUCCUAUAUGAUAUAGGCACUCUGGGGUCGAUCUUUGUAUGGUACAAUUACAAGUAGCCAAAUAAAUUUGGCCAAAUUUAUCCUGUUGGGUUGGGUGUGAUCUGGAUGAACCCAAAAAUGGGAAAAAGAACAAUUUGGCAUAAUGGGAUUUUUUGGAACUGAAACAAUUCUUUUCUUGUUUUUACCUAUUCGAGUAGUGAAUUUGAGAUUGGUCCAAUCAGAAAAGAGAAGAGAGGACACUUGGGACACGUGACUGACACCUGUACCCUUUGCAUGCCAGAGAGAGAGAGAGAAAAAUCCCAAUUCCUCCCUAUCCCACAACGUAAAACAAUAAUAAUUAAAAAAAAAUUGGCGUAACGGAAAGCAGAAAUAAUUGCUUCACUUAAAUGAGUGUGCAGCCAGCAGCACCAUAGAAAGAGAGAGACUUUUAUUACGCUACGAAGAAAGAAUAAAGGCUGGGCUCGGCUGGGUUCUCCCUUCCCAUCCCAUUCGCUAUCCUCUCAUCUUCUUGCUCUCCUUCCUUUUUUUCCCCCCUUUAUCUACUUUCGGCCGAAUUCUCUUUUGGAGUUUUCCUACUUGCAUAUAUUGUGAGCUUUCUUCCUCGAAAACCCUAGCUCCCAGAUCUGGAUCCCUUUCCUUCGACUGCUGCUCAUCCCAUCCCGCCUGGAGAGUACUGUAAGUGAGAAGAAAAGGGUUCGUUCCUUCAAAUCAUUCACUGCCAUGGAUGGAUUUGUUCUUCCUGCAGGUGGGCGUUUAAUUAGGUUUCUGGGCGGAGGGUGGAGAAAGAGAAAAUUUGACAGAAGAGAGUGAGCACACAGAGGGAUUUUGUUACCAAGAGUCUGUACCAUUGCUUUUGCGUGCUCACUGCUCUAUCUGUCACAUUCCAUUUCCGUCCUCCCCUCCCCUCUUUUCCUCCUUCUGCAGAUCCCACUCUCUCUCUCUCUCUCUCUGAAUCUCUUGUACUUUCAGCUCUAAUUGUCGCGUUUUUGGUGCUUGCUUGCUUACACCUGGUUGGUUGUGGGUUAUUAUAAAACUAAGUAUUAACUAAUAAAUAUAAAUCUAUGGGUUUUUACUGUGCCCGGCGAUGCUUUUGAUGGUGUUUAUUUGUAGGGAACAAGGGCUAGAUUAUUAUUACUGUGCAGAUUAGCGGGCGGAGGGGAGCAAAUUCACUGUACCCAACCAACAUGGGACCAUUCACGUAAACCUAGCUUUCUUAUUAAUGGUUGUGAUGGAUUGGUUUUCUUUCUCUAGCUAAACUAGUAUGGUCCUUCCUUCCUUCCCAGUUCUGUGUGUGUUUUCACCCCGUUAAAGCUUUUGCAUUUUGGGGCAGUGAUCAGUCAGUCAAGUCGUCUUUGAAUUUGUGUUCAUGCGCAUGCGACUAUACUGCUCGGUUAAUGCCACCACCUAUAUCUAGACCAUCUAGUGGGUGGUUUUACUAUUACACAUAAAAACUCAGUUUAAAUCUCUCCUUUCGUGCUAACAGUUGCUUAUCCUUUUAACUUUUUUUUCCAUUGUUUUUCUUAUUGUCGAUCUAGCUAAUACUGUUAUCUAUGGCUCGGAUCUGGUCCAAGUUCAUAUAUGUCGUGCUUUUGAGAAGAAUGAAAGAAAGAAAGAAUCCCUUAAUCUUGUUCAGGUUUGCAAAUCUUCUUCCCAUUAUUUUAUGGAGUUAAUUAUUUACAUUUUUUUUUCUCAGACUGUUUAGGAAGUUUUCGUGUGCACUCUUUCAUUACCUUACAAGCUUUUCUAUAGUAUGAGCUUCAUCUUCCUGCAGGUCCUCGGGACAUGGCAGUAAUGAGCCUGGCUCCACUUGGAGGGGUAUGUCGUUUUUCUUCUGACAAUGGAUUCAUCAUUUGCUUGUUUUUGACUUCCAUGCACAUAUUUAUGCUUUCUGCAAACACAAAAGUUUCUUAAAUCAAUUCCAUCGCCAGCUAGAUCCUAGUUCCUAGGAUUGGUAAUUGAUAAUUUCCAGAUUUGGAUAUGUCUUUAUUAUAUAUAAAUAAAUGUGUUCUUUGUACUAGAUGCUUCCUAAAAUCGAUAACAAUGUAUUAGAAAAGCCGUUGAGGGAUGAUAGGAUUCGAAAGAUUUGGAAAAAUUACUUUGCCUGUUGCUAUUUUGAUAUAUAGUUAGCAUUGAGCUGAAGAUUUGCUUUCAGCAUAUAGUACUAGGGCAUUAAACAGAAGCCUAGGGCCUAUAGGGGUUGGCACGGAGAUUAUCGAGUAAGGUCGUCUAACCUUUUUUACACCAGUGUUGCAGUUGGACCAAUUAUAUUGUUGAUGAGAUGAUGUAUUAAUUACAAAGUUAAUUGGUUACUGAAUGUCUCUUCGCUUAUUAGUAACUGAUCAAUUUUACUAAAACUCACUUGUUAAAAUGUUUGAAGUGAAUCUAAGCGAAUCGGUAAAUGCCUGAUCCGAGACAUAUCAGACUGAUCAAAGCUCUUCUGGUUAGUGCAGGCCAAAUUGGUGAUGAGCACAGAUCAGAUUGUGUAUCCAUUACUUGACCGGUGGUCUUAGCUAGCUGGCUAAUUAGUAGCACCAAAUGGAAGUGCUAGCAGGUCUAUAUUUCCUUAGUAAGUUCCCUGUGUAUGUUUCGUCUUCGAAAUUUAGUUCAAAUGACAACUCUUAGGCAUGUUAAUUAUAGUUUUGUGAUUGGUUGGUUGUUGGUUGAAUAAAUUCCCAAUUUCACCUCCAUUGAUUCACUAGUUUUAGGUUGUUUGGAGAGAAAACUAGAUCAGCAUCGAUAAGGCAUACAAAUUAGUCAGCAUCUACAUUAAUUGUUUUUACUGAACCAAGCCACACAGUACUAGUGCAUGAGAAAAUACAAACAGGAUAAAAGGACAAAUUAUUUUGAUAAUUAAAAAAAGCAACAUAUGGUCCAGUUUACAUAAUUGCCAUACACCCCUACUAGGGAUCGCUGUACAUUUGUACCUUACAAUGCUUUUUAUGCACAAGUAUUUUCUAUCCUCUCUCUAGCUAGGUAACCCUAUUACGGGUUCAUGUGUUGCUGAAUUUGUUUACCAAGAGGCAAGGGUACUGGUCCACGAACAAGUAAGUACGAGGUCUUACAUCUGCUGUACCAUUUGGAGGGCCAGUAGCGAUACCAAGUAGAUGAUAUACAUAGUAAUUGGAUGAUCGAAAGUAGACUUCUCUUGGUUCUCCGGUGACGUCUGUAUUCUUAAUAUAUAGGGGGUUGAAGCUAGGCUAAAGCAGCAGAGGUACUGGUAUAUCCGAGGAUGAAAUCUGGAGUGGGAUUAGUGUGGUCCUUGGUUUAUCAAAUAUAGCUUGGAUUCUUUAUAUGAAUCAAUGAGUCCAUAGCCUUUAGGCAAGAAAGGUUAAUUUCUGAUGCUUGUGGAUCUGGGACAUUCUGUUCUACAGUUCUGAGACCCAGCGUAGCAAUUGAUUCGUAAACUAUGUAUAGACUUCUCCUACUACCUACUACAUCUCUUGUUGAUGCUUUUUAGUUUUUACACAGGGCUUUAUCAAACAAGUUGAUCAAACUAAGUGAAAGAAUAUGACGACCUCUACGUUCAAGCUAGUUGCUACCGAUUUUCCUUUGUCAAGUUUCACCUUUUCUUAAACUUGUUUCCUGUUUAUAUUGUUGCUUUGUGUAAUCUUACCCCAAGGUUAAGAACCGGACAUCAUGUAAUAGAGUUGCAGAUCUCUUUAUUGUGCAGUUGAUUCUCUGAGAUGAGCUAGAAACGGGAGCCGUACUUGAUUUUCAAUGGUGGGGAAUCCGAUCGGGUUUUCGUAGGAGAGGUAAACAAAAUGCUUCCUAUUGAUGAUAGGUUUCACAUUCAUCUAUGGUAGAAUAUAUAUAUAUAUUUUUUUACAAGAUCUAUGGCUGAAUAUGAUGGAAGCAAAUUGUGAUUUCGUGGGCCUGAUAACUCCUUGUUUUAAAUGGGAUGAAACUUACAGCUAGCGAAGGGCUUUGGGAUUAAGGUAGAGUGACAGCCGUCAAGAAGAAUCAUCCACAGUUGAUAGCCUGAUUGGAAGAGCCUAAUUCUAAGACGAUAAGCCGCCAUCAGAAUCACCCUAUUUACAGCCCACUGAUUUGUGACUUUGUGACACCAAAGUCUUGUGGUUGUGGAUGUUGGUUCCCUGAUUUGACCUAAACAGAUGAAGAUUGGCUAGUUGGGUGAUUGCGUUUGUUUGUUGUUGAUGACGAAACUGAGGCUGCACGUACGAACGAUGCUACUCUAGUUACAGAGAUAACUGGCGGGCGGUUUGCCAGUAUGUAAAUACACUAGGUAACUAACAGAGUCUGCAGGUUGAAUUCAAUAUCCAGCUGGUUGAAGAAAGCGGGAGGAUAUAGCUAGAUUCCUUUCGACGGAGAUUAGCUUUGCUCGACAGCAGUAGAUCAAAACAGUCACGGGGCAGCAAGUGAGCGCAGCUGCUUAUCCAAACUGUUUCAUUCUGCAAGGAAACCUAACAUUGUAAUCCUUUAUUAGCUGUCUGUCUACUUGGUCAUCCAACUAUUUAUUUGAAGCAUUGUAAACUAUUGAAGUUCAACAGCACAAAAGCAAACACUUCCCAGUUCCGCACGCCUGAAUUCUGAAAGAGGCACGAGAGAGCUUACAAAUGAAGCCGCUGUUCCAUACCCUUCGACGAGCUAGUGAGGCAGUAGCCAGCAAUCCACGGCGGCCGCGAUCCUUCCCUGGUGCUUGGCUUUUAAGAUCGGAGCUCAGGCAGUUCAUUUAUUUCGACUUUGGAGGCCGAAAUCUGGAAGGAAUGAAUGGAUGCGGUGGCCGGCGGGAAAUGAAUGAGGAUCGGAUGUCUAUUUUUCUGUUUUCCUUUUUUGUAUUUUGUUUUUAGAUUUUAGGAUAUUUAAGGGACUGAACUGAAAGUAGGGGAAGAGUCCUUUCCUGAUUCCGUGUGAUUUGAUUUGAGAGAGAUGCCGUUAUCACCACAGCUGAGGGAAGUACAGAGCAGAGGUACUAUAGAAUAUAUGUCCAUCUAUGUACGUUUCUUCUUUUGCCCUUCUUUUUUAAAGUGUCCCAUCCUUUUUAACCCUAACUGCAAAUUCCGUGUUAAUUAUUGUUUAUUGCUAUUUCCCAAAGCGAUCCGUUAUUAAUUAGUCUUGCUUUGUUAACCUAACAAAGUGAUCAAGUUACCUGCUUUUCCGUCCAUGAUUAAUAGUUUAAUAACAGGUAACAUUGGACCUGGCGCUGGGCCAGCAUGCCUCAUUAUUGACCUUGCUUGGACCAAUAAGCGGCCCACAUAAUUGGCGCUUACUCGGGUAUCUGUGCGCUUCUGUUUUUUUUUUUUUUUUUUUUACAAUGAAACAUCUUCUAUUAUACCUAACCAGACCAGCAGAAACAAACGUUUACAAUAGGGGCGAAAUCAAAUUUGCGAUGACAAUCCAAUCCUGUGGUAAGAGAUCAAGUCGAGCAUUCCUAGCGACGCAAUCCGCAAGAGAAUUAAAUUGCCGAGGAACGAAGGACAACUUGAUCCAAGGAGCCCCCUAAAGAAGAGACACAAUCCGGGCCAGGGUCACACGACAUUGCCAAGGCCAAUCACAGGGGUCCUGAUUAAGAGCCACAAUCAAACGUUGGCAGUCGCUUUUGAUACACGUCGGACAGGCCUCUUGGGCCGCCAACACCACAACACCCAUAAUAGCAAAUGCUUCUGCCUGAAUCGGGUAGGAAAAAUAGAAUCUCUCAGCCUUGCCGUCAAUCACCUGACCGUGGGCAUCAGCAAUGGUAAUCCCACAAGCCGCCAACUGAGACUCAGAAACCAAGGAUCCGUCAUAGUGCACAAUUCGUUCAAUAGGGCCAGGCGGUGGUGAGGGGGUUCGACGGGAUCCCCUAGGCUGAGAAGGACAACUAGCUGAUCUCAGGAUCGAGGACAAUGAGGUUGUCUCUUGUCUCUUGAGCUUCGUUGAUGUUCAUUCCUUUCUUCCCCAAAUAUAUUUAUGUGGUAUUUGUUUUGUGUUUUUCUUGUUUAUAUGGUUCUUUAUCCGUUUAUCCUCAAUUAUCGAGUGGUCGAAAUGACAAGGCCGCAAUGUUAUAUAGACAGAGGAUCUCACCAUGUUAUAUGGACACAUGCAACCUAAGAAGGGAUUGAGGGUUAACUGACGCCAAAUUGAGGAUAUGACUCGGAUUAUGAUCCCGAACACGAAUUGUCAAAUCAAAUGAAUCAAACUGUUAUUAUAACUGGUUUGGUAAUUCUACUGGUUCGACUGCGAUCCGGUUGUUCUUAUAAUAGUGGGGGAAAAUGCUUCUUUUCAUGACAUCCAGUUCCAGUGCCGACGUGCACCUCACCAACCGAAGAUAGGUUUGCAAGAGAGCGUCGACGGUAGGGGUUGGCAUUCGGUCAGUUUGGUUCAAACCAAAUCGAAAUAAUGCAUACCGUGUUCCUGAAUUUCAUCAAACCUCAAACCGAAUUCGAACCGAAUUAUAAUUUGGUUCAGUCGGUUGAAAUCGAAGUAUAAUUCAGUUUCGUUCGAUUUUUUUUACAAAACCGAACUUGUGAGGUUAGCUUGUAUCUUUUCUCUUUUAAAUUAUUUUUCACCCUUAAUGUAAACAAUAAAUAUGCAAUUAUAUGCAUCAUCAAUGAUAAAAUCAAAUAUUUCAACAUAUAAGUCAUAAAACACUAACAUGAUUUGAAUAAUUAAGUCUCAUAAUAAGUAAAAACAUAAAAAUCCACCAUUUGGAGCUUGCAAUUAUAAUAAUUCGAUUAUUCGGUUCGAAAUUCGGAAAUUCGAUUUGGUUGAAAGGACCCUAGUUUUCGAAAUAUGUCAUUUUCCCUUACCAAUUUCGAACUGAAUAACAUUAAUUCGGUUUCGAUCCGGUUUAUAUUCGGUCAGUUCAGUUUUAACCGUAUGCCCACCCCUGCACAAUGCCUAGUCGACGGCCAAGCGGGUGAAAGUGGAAUGGAGCCAUGUCACAAAGCAGAAAAUUUAUUUGAAGAAACGUAAUUAGUAUUUAGGGGUCGUUUGCUUCAUGGAUUUAUAAACAAGGGUUUUGUAAUUUAAAAACCCAAGGAUUUAUCAAGGAUUUGAGACAUCAUGGAUUUGUAACAAUCCUUUAUUUGUUGGGAUGUUUUUAUCAUGGAUUUAAAGGUGUGGGAUUUACUAUUUGAAGUCAAAAAUUACAUUACUGCCCCUUUUUUAUAUGUUUGACAUGUUUAUGAUAUGUACACAAAACAAGGACAAAACUUCAUAAUUACCUUACUAUCAUUUUCUAUAUGUUUGACAUGUUUAUGAUAUGUAGACAAAACAAGGACAAUACAUAUUAAUAAGCAUAAUGUUGCCACAUGGACAAUAAUAAUAAACGAGAAAAUUCCGUUUUAACUUUUAACGUAACAUAAUCAAUUACCAAUUCUUUGUCCUCCUUUUCAAAAGUAACAUAUAACAACAUAUAUUAGAAUCGGGAGAACAAAGAAUUACACGUUCCAUGAAAAGGUCAAAGAAAACUAGAAAACAAGAAAUGAUAUAAAAAAUCUAACUCAUGUUUGCACAUAAAUUGAACGUUUAUAUUAUUCAUUUAUUGUUAAUUAUAAUGUAUAAUAGUUAAAUUUGAGGGCAACCUUGGAAUAUUAAAAUUGCAUGAGGGUAUAUGGGUAAAAUGUCAUCAAGGAUUUAUGCCAUAUUCCAAAUCCCACAUCAACAUGUGGGAUUUAUAAGUCCGUGGGGUCCACGGAUUUGGACCCUUAAAAUCUGUGGGCCCCACGGAUUUGGUCUCCAAAAAAGGUGCAAGCAAACAACGGAUUGUACCUAAAUCCUUAAUAGUUGGUUUUUUGGUACCAAAUCCAUGUACCAAAUCCUUGAAGCAAACGACCCCUUAGUCUCUCACAGGUCUGAUUAAAUUAGUAAAAACCCUAACCUUUCUACGAUAAUGCAUAUAUAGCUUGCGCUCAUGCAAGCAAUUUAUGUUCAGCCCCCGGUUCUGUAUACAUAUCACAAUACUACAAAGCAAAAGCUCAAAGCAAUAGCUUAUUAUACACAUUCAUAUCCGCCACAUUCUGCAGUCAGAUUUUUCUUACUUUGCGUUGAUACAAGUGAAUGUGCUUCCUUGCAUUUGGGCCAUUUCACCAAGUCGUCGUCUUUCUUCCUUAGCCGGGAUGCCAUGGACUUCAGACCACUCCUCAUGUACGCCAAUACGGCCGCAGCAAGCUCUCUGCAGCAGGAAAUGUUCAAAUCAGCCCCCCUGCCUCUAAUGGUUACACUUGGAGAAAAGACGGUGGAAAAGAAAAUGUUAUCUAAGGCCUAACGUAUACAAUAGAGGUUGGCAACAGAAAGAUCAUCUAGGUGACCAGUUAAACCACAGCAACAUCAAAUAUGCGUUUAUGGUAUCGACAACAACAGUUUCACCUACCAUGCAAACAUUACAGGCUAAAUCAAACAAGACAAUAGUAGCCCAGCCAUCUGACAUAGGAUCACACACUUGUAAAAGGAGAAGCUUAGACCCACCACAGCUCAAACAAACAACAGAUCGCCUGUGUUUAGUUUAACUUCCAGUACAAGGAGUUAUAGAGAGGACCACUGUCUAUAAUAACUAUUUAGCAGAGAGUUUGCGUAUUGCGUUCCAUAAGUACCCUCGGCGAGAGCAUCAUUUUCACAACUGCCCACCAUCAUUACCUAGCCGACACGACAACAAUCAUAAUCAAUAAUAUCUAUGAGAAGGAGUAUCUUACAUUACUUGGUAAAGAUACUAGGUUUCACAAGCAUAACCAGUUAACACAAUGAACGGGGAAGCAAAAUUGCAGUGAUCACAUUUGUUCUGGACAGCCACCAAACGUACUUAAGAGGAAAUCUUGUCCCUUUCUUAUCCUUCACUCUUUCUAACAUGAAAAGACCCAGAUUGAGAAAAGAAGCAGUCAUUCAGCAGCAAAGAGGGGAUCAAGUAGGAAUGUGCAUAACAAAAAUUUAACUUUUGUUAGCCCACAACGUACAACCACAUAUCUAAGGGACGAAAAAGAAAUAUUCUUUCUACUUACAAUGGUGAGCAUGGAGAACGACCACCGUUCACGUAGUAAACGAACAAGUAAGAAUCAUAGUGUUGGCCGUUGAUGAAAUAAAAGCCUUGCAACCUUCGUAUACACCUGAAUGACAUUUUUUUAUACAACUGGAUUGCAGCAAUGUUGUACGAAAUAACGUGCAAGUAAACUGCACGGCAUGUUCGAACACUUGAAGCAUAUCGAAUGACCUCACGGAUAAGAGAAGAUGCUGCAACAUAAUUAAAAUGAAGUGGAUCAUAUGCAAGACAGAAUGCAUCAGCACAUUUCAUAUUUAGAGAAAAGAAAAGCAGAUAGAUACACUGCACACCCCCACACCGCAUAUCCUGCUGCCUGGCCUUUAUUUCAGGACAUAUGCGGUACAUAUAUAGAGAGAAAGAAAGAUAGUUCCUACCUACGCCAAGAUUCCUGUAGGUAUCCACUACUCCAAGCGUCAAAAUAUAGAGUAAUGUUUGAUCAGGUCUAGAGGGGUCAUAUCUAAGUAAAUCUCCGAUCUGCAAGGUGCAUGAAAUUUCUGAAUUCCAAGCUCAAAAAGUCAAAACAGUUAAGCAAUGAAAGACAAUUUCGCACUUCAAGAGAAACAAGUAAAUGAAGGAAACAAACCUUCGGUGGAGUUCUGUAUCCCUAACAAUGUUUUAUUUAUUUAUUUAUGUAUACAAAAAUAUAGAUUAGGGUUGUAGUUCAAGUGAACUGAUUUGGUCCAUGGAAAAAUCCAGGUCAUAACACCUUUUGA
This is a messenger RNA of Linum trigynum, 9785 nucleotides long. The record is from the annotation of a GenBank genome assembly. NCBI's taxonomy places the organism in Eukaryota, Viridiplantae, Streptophyta, Magnoliopsida, Malpighiales, Linaceae.